AUAAAUCACAACAUUUAUACAACUAAAUGAUUAAUAGCUAAGUUGGUCUGGAUGAAGAAACAACCAUUUGAGAAGCACAAAACGCGCUGACUACAGUCUCGUUUUUGACGUCCAGUGACAAACAUACUUCAUGUUUAUUGCUACUAUAAAUAUAAUAUUAACUUUUCUUAGAAUCUUCAGAGGACAUUAAUGUCGAUGUUUACUGUUUUUUUCAUUUGAAUGGGAGUCGAAAAAACAUUCUGUGUAAAAUAUAAACCUCUAGUUUUAACAUGUUGAUUUUAAUGUGAAUAAACGUUAUGUUCAAUCCAUUACUAAAUACAGUUGGACAUGAACUUCAUAUUGCUGACGCAGAAGGAGAUUAUAAUUUACACACGUUUAAUCGAUGCACAAAGAAUCCAGGACACACGGACUUUGUCUCAGUGGACGCGUUUCGGACGGAACACUUGCCCAAGUGUUUCCGUGAAGAUGCCUUUUACCAAAUCGUCAAGCGCAUUUUUGAUUUCACAGUAAAGCUGGAAGUUAGGAUGGUAAGCUCCUGCAGACCUGCAUUGUGGGAAGGCUCUCCUUAUCCUUGUUCUGAUUGGCCCAGCAAGAGACGUUUGCGUCACGGCACUGGUAGCAUAAGGAGUAUGUAUAUGUACUGUAAUGGGCUAAAUAGUGACAAGAUUUACCAUCGGGACUGUCGCUUAGCUUGCGAUUGUAAAAGAUGUCAGGGGUCGAUGGCCCCAAGCCAAAUCUGGUGGGAGAUUGAGGUGAUGACGGCCACGCACGUGGUGUUUGACGAGAACGAGGCCAAGCGCACCACGUGCGUUCUGUUCCACGACAGACCCGGAUGUCAGGAUAUAAAACUGGACACGGUACAUGUGGACUACGCUAACAUUACGACGGACAAGUGCUGGCUGAGAUGCGUGACUUGCGACAAGGAUUUGGUCUCAAAAUUUGAAGAAAUGUUUAAAAAUUAUGACCAGGCCUGGACAAAUCUUUACGUCCGUUACUCUCAGCUGAAGACGAUGGACAGGACAGCCUUGAUUGUGUCACAUCCGCACGGCUGCUUCAAACAUGUGAGUGUUGGUAAGUGGACUGAGACGCAAGUGUUUUAUGAGUAUCAAAAUAACUCAGAAGAACAAAGUGACGAUAAUUCAAAUACUUUAAGCCCCAGUAGAUCAAACAGUCAAAUCCCUGAUGAUGGAUCAAAUGGUCUAAUAGCUUCCAAGUUUCCAACCGUUGCUUAUACUCUCAAAGGACCAAAACUAACUGCUUAUUAUUAUACGACACCGACCUGUCCCGGGACUAGCGGAGCAACAGUUUAUCUUCUCGGGAUUUACGACGGACAGCGAUACAUGUACAGUGACCAUCACACACACAUAGGUACCGCAGCAAGGCAGGAUUGCAUUGGUCAUUGUGGAUUUGGUUUUAAUGACUAGAGUGUUUUGUUUUAAAUUAUCUAUAUAUUUAGAGAGAGAUUCUUUAAACUUGAAUGGUGACAUUUAGAAACUUGUAGUUUACUUUCUAUUUUUUUUUUGGCCACAUAAUACAUUAUUAAAGACAAAUUGAACACAGGCCAAAUCGCUAAAUUAUUUUACUAAAUAUAUUUAUCUAGUUCGUAGAUCAAGGAACAAAUAUAUAGACUUAACAUUUUAAAAAGAGUUUUCAUUUCAAGAGGCCUGUCUUUAUUGCUCCACGAUACUUUCUUUUGAAGCCAUGUUCUUCUAUCAGUUGAUGGCAUCAUGGAGUGCCCAUUCAUUCCUUAUAUAAUUUUAUUUUGAGCCAUCACUUUUACACUGGUUGUUACAAUUGAUAAGAAUAGUAUUGUUAUUAGUAUUUUGAGUUCCUCCAACUUACAAGUCACUGUUGAUAGAUCUAGAUCUAGAUUUAGAGCUAUAAUUGUCAUUCAGCCACUCACAUUUCACUCCAAUGAAUAAAUAAAAAAGACUUGCUGCAAAUAAAA
Messenger RNA from Biomphalaria glabrata, 1948 nucleotides. RefSeq lists its product as uncharacterized. NCBI's taxonomy places the organism in Eukaryota, Metazoa, Mollusca, Gastropoda, Planorbidae. The record is from RefSeq and is a predicted model, not a curated record. The transcript is spliced from 2 exons. Bases 297 to 1424 code for a protein of 375 amino acids.